This is a messenger RNA of Fomitiporia mediterranea MF3/22, 580 nucleotides long. RefSeq lists its product as uncharacterized. Bases 225 to 497 code for a protein of 90 amino acids. The record is from RefSeq and is a predicted model, not a curated record. The transcript is spliced from 4 exons. Lineage: Eukaryota; Fungi; Basidiomycota; Agaricomycetes; Hymenochaetales; Hymenochaetaceae.
UGAAGAUAACGUACCACUUGAACGUCUCUCCUUGAAAUCCAACUUCAUUCCUCUCACGUGCAUUGGAGCACUUCCCAUGUCUGGCAUUGCGUGUGAUUUGGAAGACGAUCCAGUUGAGGAGGGGUUAUGUCUCGGGGUAUGAUGAAGGUCAUAUACCCAAGACUCAGGACAUUGUUGCGUUGAUGGCAAGAGAUUCCAUCGUGUAUUUUGCCUUUGUGUGCUCGAUGGCUGUUGCCAUCACAUUUGUCCAAGGACACAACAAAGAACUGGACGGUGACAUCGGUUUCACCAUCGGGACUUUGAAGAACGCUUAUCAAAUGAUAGUGAUAAAAGUGAUGACUAUUUUCGCUCCGCAGCUUCUUAUAAACCUGCGCGCGGAGUCGUAUGGUCCUGUUGGGAUAAUUGUAACCCAGCUUACUACUUGGAAUGCCGAGUCUGGGAGAUAUUUUACGUCUGCUUUCGAGAUGAAUGGAUCUGUUCGUACGUCAUUCCGGUAGAAACAGUACUUCUCGGUAAAACCUUGUUUUAUAUUUUCUGACAAAUAGUCUCAGCUUGACAUUUGAUGAUCUGUGCAUCUAAA